Messenger RNA from Actinia tenebrosa (Australian red waratah sea anemone), 872 nucleotides. RefSeq lists its product as uncharacterized. NCBI's taxonomy places the organism in Eukaryota, Metazoa, Cnidaria, Anthozoa, Actiniaria, Actiniidae. The record is from RefSeq and is a predicted model, not a curated record.
GGUAAUGCUGCUUUGGGCUUCUGAAAAUGAAAUUAACUUAAUUAGUUUCUGAGCUUAUAGUGAGAAUCGGCUAAAUAUCAAGACAAGGCCGUCUCUAUAGAGAAUACAGGAACGCGCCAUCAAGUUGCAGCUAAAACAAAAAUAUGGCCUUAUGUUGGGGAUUCGUUGUUGCUCUUGUGGCUCUUAAUCUUGGUCUCUCAGAGGCCCAAAGCAACAUUAACAGUACAGUUGCUAUCAUAGUAAAUCCGGAUUCUACAACGCCCGCUGACGCAGGGCCAGUGGUACCAACGACACAAAUGGGAGCAACGACCGCACAAACCGUAGAAACAACCGCCGCAGUAAUUGUUCCAGCCACAUCUACCUUGAGUCCAUGCCGUUUUUAUACAUAUUUGAUAGUAAGCUUUAAAAGUAAAAGUGGAUGCCCAGUGGCAAAAGACGCCUUACUUAAGUCAAAGUUUGGAAGCUUCUACGCCAAUCCAAUGUUUGACUUGAAGAAUAUUGCUUUCAACGUGAUAAGAGAACCAGCAUGCCAAUUCAACUUUACCUUCACGUUUGGUUCCAAACUCACGAUGUAUGACAUCAGUGAAGUGUUUGAAGAUGAACUCAAGCGUAUCGAUAAUACCGUUGAUACGUUGAGGUUGACGGAUAUAAUAACAUAUGUUAAUGUUGCUGGUGUUAAGCUCGGAGACUUCAAGGUCGCAGCCGGGGACUGUAAGAAGAUUUGCUGUGAUGUGGGACCUGGGAGUCCAAUCACUCUGUACAGAGACUGUGAACCUUCCUGCAAGUGUAGGAGUUACAAACUCAAGAAAGUKGAGCCAAACUGCAUGAAUAUUUGCCCCCAAGUGUGUUCAGGUGAGCCAAAUUCGUGUUGA